Oryctolagus cuniculus (rabbit) is the source of this 426-nucleotide messenger RNA. NCBI's taxonomy places the organism in Eukaryota, Metazoa, Chordata, Mammalia, Lagomorpha, Leporidae. The record is from RefSeq and is a predicted model, not a curated record.
CCUGCUUCCUGUGACACUUUGGCUCAAGAUCUGGAAGCCAUGAAGAUCUUUAAUGUGCUGGGAGGGCUCCUCCUGCUUCUUGUGUCUGCUCAUGGUGACGAAGAAGACUUGUUUGUAGCCUGUAGUGAAUUCUGGCUCCAGGUCAAAAUUAGGAGGGCACCUUUUGUGGAUGAACUGCAACCACAACCUUAUGAGCUGUAUCUUGGAACUGGCUGUCCCGUAAGCAGAAUAUUGCCUAGUUACUUCGAGUUCAUCUAUACGCUUACUUCUUGUGGCAUCAGGAAAUAUGAACGUCUAUGGGGUAUUCUUAUUGAGAGUUCAGUUUCAUAUGAACCAGUAUUUCUAAAUGUCAGAGGUCACGUCCCAAUAUCAUGUUCUAUCCAAAGUUCCGAGUACAACAGUGGAGACAAUGAGGCCUCAAAAUGA